CCACGUGACUGGGCUGCUCUAAAUUCUUCCCGUUCACAUGAUAGACUUGUUGGUGUUUUCAGAUGAGAUGGUGCGGCGGUGAGCGACAAUUCACUCCGAUUAUUGGUUCCUACCCUCAUCACCACCUUACUGUGCGGAUGUAAACGCGGACUGCCGGGAACGAACGAGAAUCAGAUUAGCAACGUUAGCUAAGUGAGCUAGGCGGUACUUUUUAGCCAGGCAUCUGUUGGGUCAAGUCAAGUGCAGCCAGACCCACCUGCGCCUUCAGCUGUGCGACUCUAACCCUCCAUCAGGGAUUUUUUCUUGUUCUCUCUUAUUGUUUUUUUUUUUUUUACCCCAAAAUGAAGUCUUUUCCAUCCUUCGUCGCACUCUUCAUCGUCUGUUCAGCAGUUUUAGCUGACACUCAAGCAGUUGUUACCCUUGAAGUGAAGGAGGGAAACUCCACCUGUAUUAAAGCAGAGUUCUCUGCAGUAUUUUCCAUCACAUACAACACCACCAACGACACGAGGACGGUGUCGGUCUUUCUGCCAAACUCCACCACAGUCGAUUCAGCAAACAGCUCAUGUGGCUCAAACGGCAGCACCCCGGGGCUGAUGGCCAAGUUUGGACCUGGCCACUAUUUUGGCAUGAACUUUUCCACCAACGGAAGUCUCUACAGCGUGGACACCCUGUUUCUGCGGUACAACCUGAGCGACGCUUCACUUUUCCCUGAAGCCAACAGCUCUGGGCCUGUUGAUUUUGAGCUGUCUGCCUCAGUGGGGAUUUGGGCACCGACCAACACCACCUACCGCUGCCUGAGUCCAACUACCAUCACCAUAACUCGACCCAGCGUCACUUUCUCUGAAAUGAAGCUGGAGGCCUACAUGCCUGGAAAUGACUUUAGUCCCGCUGAGCGUGUGUGUGCGGCUGAUCAAACCACUACCGGAGCUCCGACUACAACAACCAGUGCAGCCACACCGACCACUCCGUCACCAACUCCAGCAGGAACUCCCGAACAGGGUUCCUACUCCGUGAAGAACGCCAGCGGCACUGUGUGUCUCAUGGCCAAAAUGGGAGUGCAGCUCAAUGUCAGCUACUUCUCUCAGUCUCAGAAUAAGACUGUCCAGGAGCUGCUGAACCUGACUCCUAAUCUGACCAGCUCCUCUGGAUUGUGUGGAGGCACCAAUGCCACCUUGGUUUUGGCACAAGAGGAGACCACUGUGCUCAGCUUCCUCUUCACUGUGAACUCAACAUCCAACAAGUACCAUCUAAGCGGGAUAACUCUGCAAGCGAACUGGACUGACAUGAUGUCUCCCUUCUCAGCCAGUAACACCAGUCUGGAUUACCUGAGGAGUUCUCUGGGACACUCCUACAUGUGUAACGCCGAACAAACUCUCUUUGUGGUGUCUACGUUCUCCAUCAAUAUGUUUGAACUACAGGUUCAACCGUUUGGCGUCACAUCCACCCAGUUUGCCUCAGCUGAAGUGUGUCAAAUAGACCAGGAUCAAAUGUUGAUUCCCAUCAUCGUUGGAGCGGCUCUGGCUGGGCUGGUGCUGAUUGUCCUCAUCGCAUACCUAAUAGGCCGAAAGAGAAGCCACGCUGGAUACCAGACCAUAUGAGGCCACUUUGUCCUGCACCGAACAGACUGAACCUGAAUGAGAACGCUGUGGAUGCAGGAGUUCAUCAGUUCAUCCAAAUGAUUCUUUUCUAAAUGUUUGUGGAUGGUUGGAAAAGCCCAGUUCAUCUUAGAUUUGUUCGUCUGACUUCUGAUCACAGAUUGGAUGAGUUUAAAACACAUUUAUCUUAAAUAUUGAUUCAUUUCUAUUGAUGGCAUAAAAUCAUUUUUUUUCUGAAACCAUUUUUAGCAGUAAUAAAAUUGACUGGGCAGAGGGAGUGAAGCAGAAAAGCUAGUGCGGAGUGAAUUUCCUUUUGUCCACAGGGAUACUUUCAGCCUUAAAGAAUAUUAUGUUGUAAAAGGGAAAGCUCUGAAUAUUCCUCCACAUUGAAGAUCAGCUAAUCCGAUUUUUGGCCUUAGCUUUUUUGUGUAUGUCCAGUAAAAGCAAAAUGCUAUAUUUUUAAGGAAAGCACCCUGAUUAAAUAAAAGCUUUGCACAUUAAGUUUCAUCUUUUCCUGUUUGGAGUUGAAUUGCUAAAGUCUGUCAUAGUCAGUGUCCAAACCCCAGAGAAAGUGGUUACUCUUUGCCUUUAAUCCUGUGAAAAGUGGUUGUUUUCCAGCAGCUACUUCUCACUAAUUUCAGGAAAUGUUAGCUUAACUGCCUCAUUUUUGUAAAAACUUUUCAUGUGUUUCACACUUGGUUGACGUGUUUUGAUGUUUCCGUUUUCAAAUGCUGAUCAGUCUUGAAAGUCUGUAUAAACUGCUCAAAGUUUUUUUUUUUUUAGUGCAACUUUAAAAUCCCGUGUUGAGGCCACAUGCAGUCAGUGCACGGAUGCUUUUCCUUCAGAAGAAAUGUUGGGGGGGAAAAACUGCGACGUGAACCUUUAUUUUUCUAGAAAAUGCUUGGUCUUGUUUUCUAUCAUGAUUACUCCAACUGAAUAAAAUGUAAAUUUAA
Oryzias latipes (Japanese medaka) is the source of this 2548-nucleotide messenger RNA. RefSeq names its product lysosomal associated membrane protein 1a (gene lamp1a). Gene Ontology annotation, cellular component: plasma membrane; late endosome membrane; lysosomal membrane. Gene Ontology annotation, biological process: establishment of protein localization to organelle. NCBI's taxonomy places the organism in Eukaryota, Metazoa, Chordata, Actinopteri, Beloniformes, Adrianichthyidae. The record is from RefSeq and is a predicted model, not a curated record.